Messenger RNA from Drosophila kikkawai, 342 nucleotides. RefSeq lists its product as uncharacterized. NCBI's taxonomy places the organism in Eukaryota, Metazoa, Arthropoda, Insecta, Diptera, Drosophilidae. The record is from RefSeq and is a predicted model, not a curated record.
AUGCAGGCCAAGUCGGGCAGCAGCAGUAGCAGCAACAACAACAAUUGCAACCAAAACAAAGAUGCUGCUGCGCUCCUGACACUGAAACCCGCAACACAAGGCCAAUCGACGAAAUCAGGCCACGCACACGAAUUCCGGCACGGUGGCGACGAUGACGAUGGCGAUGGCGAUGACGUAGCGAUGCUUCCGGCAAACGGCCUACCCACAGCAAAAGGCCGGCCGGCUUCCCCAGGCCCACAAUAACGCCCAUACCCAGGCAGCUCCUCUUCAGAAGCACAGAGAAAAGUGCACUCAAUCCUGCACAGGGAGAAAAUGGAAGUAGCUUUAACCUUUAAUCAUUAU